AUGGAAGGGGCCGCGUCUCCAUUGCCAGGAGAUCAGCUGGAGCUCUCGGUGCUGGACCAGCAGCCGGACGAGCAGACGCUUCUAAAUGGAGCUGUCCAGAUCAUCCCUUCUUCGGCCCAGGAGCCCAGCGGAGCCCAGGCUAUUGAGCAAAGCCCCUGGAGCUCCUGCAAUAAGAAUUUGGUGGGAAAGUGUGAACUGUGGAUGGUCAUUGUCUCCAUUUUCGUCAGUCUCAUCCUAGUCAUCAUCUUAAGCCUAUGUCUUAUUGGAGCUACUUAUAUCGAUGAAGAUGACAAUAAAAUUCUUGAAUUAUCAUCAAACAGAACAUUCUUUGUUAUGCUAAAGAUUCCACAGGAGUGUGUUACUGAAGAGGGAUUGCCUGGCCUGCUCACGAAAAGGCUCACGGAUGUGUACAGUUCAUCGCCAUCUCUGAGUCGCUAUUUUACUUCGGUUGAAAUAGCGGAUUUCAGUGGUGACAAUGCCACAAUAACUUACCACCUGCAAUUUGGGGUUCCGUCGGAAGAUGCCAAUUUUAUGAAGUACAUGAUGAGUGAAGAGUUGGUGCUGGGCCUUUUGCUACAGGAUUUCCAGGAUCAGAACAUUUCCGGUUGUGACACUCUGGGGCUUGAUCCAACGUCCUUCUCACUCUUUGGUAAGUCGAGCAAGUAAAGGAGACAGCUGUGACGAUAAACAAGUGAUCAGACUGGGCACCGAAAGUUUGGUUUGGCAACUUUGAUAACUUGGUGCUGUGUCAAACCACUCAUUCAUUCGCUCGUCAGCACAGGUUUUUUGUGAGGUGAUUUUUCAGGCUCUGCGGAGGUUACACAGCCUCUGCCCCCAUGACCAGA
Molecule: messenger RNA, 845 nt
Organism: Trichechus manatus latirostris (Florida manatee)
Lineage: Eukaryota; Metazoa; Chordata; Mammalia; Sirenia; Trichechidae
Gene: CUNH3orf52
Product: chromosome unknown C3orf52 homolog
Exons: 5
Coding region: 1-666 (221 amino acids)
Source: RefSeq, a predicted model, not a curated record